CUUCCUUAACUUCAAAUCUCUCUUUACUUCGUUUAUUCAUAUCCUCUGGAGCUGAGAGGCGGAAUUUAUCCGUCAUUAGAAUAUCAUGGCACGGUUGUCCCAGUGGCUAUGCUUGUUCGCUGUCUUAUUCACUAUAGUAAGGAAGAUAGAAGGCAAAAUAAAUGUUACUUUAACAACCCUUGAUUCAGCAGUGUCUAAAGGAGCAGUUUGCUUGGACGGCAGUGCACCUGGAUAUUACUAUGACAAGGGUCAUGGAGAAGGUGUGGAUAAAUGGGUAGUAUUCAUAGAGGGAGGAGGGUGGUGCAUGAAUGCUCAACAUUGCAAGUAUCGAGGCCCGACAAGAUUAGGGUCUUCAAAGUACAUGUAUCCAGUGAUUGGAAUGGGAGACAUGAUGAGCAAUACUCCUGAUGAAAAUCCAGAGUUCUAUAACUGGCAUAGAGUCCAUGUUGCUUAUUGUGAUGGAUCAUCUUUCACCAGUGACGUUGAUGGAGUUGACCCAGUUACAAAUCUAACGUAUAGAGGUGUAAGGAUUUUUGAUGCAUUGAUGGAGGACUUCCAAGCAAAGGGAAUGAAAAAUGCUAAAAACGCAAUCUUUGCAGGAAGUUCAGCUGGGGGAGUAGCUGUGAUGUUACAUUGUGAUUAUUUCCGUGCUCUUUUUCCAAACACCACUAGAGUGAAAUGCCUUGCAGAUUCUUCGUACUUUAUAAAUGACGAAAAAUUGGAAGGAGACAAACUAUUUCAAUCGAGUUUUGACUAUUUAGUUGAUACAAUGGGAUCAGCUAAAUGGUUGCCUAAAGAAUGCACUUCAAAGAUGAAAGCUUCUUUGUGUUUUUUCCCUCAGUAUUCAUUACAAUAUGUCAAGACUCCAAUUUUUCUAACCAUGUCAGCAUUUGAUCAAAUUCAGUUGAAGUAUGGUUUGACAUUCCCAAUUACGAGUUGCAUUACAUUUAACAACUGCACCCUCAACGAGAUGAAAAUUGCGCAAGAGUUAAGAAUGGACUUUUUAAGUUUACUACCUAAAGGAAACUCGAACUCAAUAGCAAUUUGGGUCACCAAUUGUGUUGGCCAUGAAUUCACAUAUAACUCAUGGUAUGGACCCAAGAAAUUGAGAGUCAUUGGCAACAAGACUUAUGCAGAGGUAUUUGUUGAUUGGUACUUUGAUCGAAAUACAAGUCCAAUUCGAGCAAUAACGAAGUCCGAAAAGCCCCUCAAUUGCUCUACAUUUGAGGCAAAUCCACGACAGCCUUAAAGUAUUAUAAUCUAUAUGUAAUCAUCAUUCAAGUCAAUAAAAUUAUUUUCUAUCUAUUUUGGGUUA
Ipomoea triloba (trilobed morning glory) is the source of this 1315-nucleotide messenger RNA. RefSeq names its product pectin acetylesterase 8-like. Bases 86 to 1249 code for a protein of 387 amino acids. Gene Ontology annotation, molecular function: pectin acetylesterase activity. The transcript is spliced from 13 exons. NCBI's taxonomy places the organism in Eukaryota, Viridiplantae, Streptophyta, Magnoliopsida, Solanales, Convolvulaceae. Gene Ontology annotation, cellular component: plant-type cell wall. Gene Ontology annotation, biological process: cell wall organization. The record is from RefSeq and is a predicted model, not a curated record.